Lottia gigantea (owl limpet) is the source of this 447-nucleotide messenger RNA. RefSeq lists its product as hypothetical. The record is from RefSeq and is a predicted model, not a curated record. Bases 1 to 447 code for a protein of 148 amino acids. Lineage: Eukaryota; Metazoa; Mollusca; Gastropoda; Lottiidae. The transcript has a single exon. Gene Ontology annotation, molecular function: protein dimerization activity.
AUGACAAUAUCAGAGAAAACCAAAGCUGUCAAGUCUUUUCAUGAUGUUUUAUCUAAGUCUUUGAGUAAAUUAGAAGCUCAUGUCAACUCACAUCCGGGUUAUGAUGUUUACCGGUCUGUCCGAUUGUUCGAUCCACGACAAUUGGGUAUGUUGUCCCACGACAUUGAACAGUAUCAAUCUAUGCCGUCCAAUGAAUUGGUUCAUGAAUUCCAGUUGUAUGUUCAGCUAACACCAGAUGAUAUUCCUGAUACAUUCAAUGUAUCAGCCUUUUGGCACUCCAUGAGUCACUGUUUCCCACUACUAGCAGCAGUUGCUAAGGAUGCAAUCUGGAUGCCUGUUGCUAGUGUGGAUGUUGAAAGAUCCUUCAGUCAAUACAAGCAUCUUCUAGAUGACACGAGGGAGAGUUUGACCGAGGAACACACAAAACUGACAGGAGGGAGAGUUUGA